GCCGGCUGCCAGAGACGCGCGUGUGCCAGGGGCCACCAGGGCCUGCCGUCAGGAUGGGGCCCCUUGCCUCCCCAGUGCUCCGCAUGAUGGUGGGGACCCUCAGCCUCUUGGCCUGGGUAGAAUCCUGCUCUCCCGCCCCAUCCCAGGAAACAGCCUCCAUUUUCUCCGACUUGACUCCGGCGGAGCAUCAGGCGGUCCGGGACUUCCUCCUCGGCCGCCCGGAACUGGGGCUCCGGCCCAGCCGGGGAGAACUGGGCUUAGCUGAGAACAGCCUCCUGCUGGUGGAGCUUCUGUCCCCCAAGAAGAGCCAGGCUUUGGGCUACCUGGACUCGGGGGGCUCCCGCCCUCGGCGCCGAGCCCGGGCGGUGGUGCUCUUCGGUGCCGGGGCCCAGCCCAACGUCACGGAGUACGUGGUGGGGCUGCUGCCCAGGCCAGACUUCUACCGGCCUUAUGGGCGGCCCGUGCCCUACACCGCCAGGCCCAUGACCCAGGCGGAGUACCGCGCGCUCUACCGCAAACUGGAGGAGUUUCUGCUCCCCCUGCGGGCGUUUCUGCAGGACGUGGCGGGCUUCGGCCUGGGGGAGUGCAAAGACCGUUGCCUGACCUUCACCGACAUCGCGCCCCGCGGCCUGGCCUCCGGAGAGCGGAGAACGUGGGUCAUGCUGCAGCGCUUCGUGGAGGGCUACUUCCUGCACCCGGUGGGCCUGGAAAUCCUCGUCGACCACCGGGAGCUCGACCCGAGCCUCUGGACAGUGCAGAAGGUGUGGUACAACGGCCGGUACUUCAGCAGUCCCGAGGAGCUGGCCGAGGGCUACGCGCAGGGGACGGUGGCCACCGUCCCGCUGCCCCCGCACCCGGAGGAGAGCCUCUACUCCACUUUUAUGCCCCGCGGCCAGUUCACCACCGGUCCCCCGACGGACGCGCACGGGGCCAAAGUGUGCGAAACCCAGGGCCACCGCUACACCGUGCGCGGCAACCUGGUGGAAUACAGCGGCUGGAGCCUAGCUUUCCGGCUGCGCACCUCCACGGGCUUGCAGCUCUUCGAUGUGCGCUUCAACGGCGAGCGCAUUGCUUACGAGGUGAGCGUGCAAGAGGCCGUGGCCUUCUAUGGGGGGAACACCCCUGCAGCCAUGCAGACCAAGUACAUCGACGUCGGGUGGGGAAUGGGCUCCGUCACGCACGAACUGGCCCCUGGAGUCGACUGCCCAGAGGUGGCCACCUUCCUGGACGUCUAUCACCAGUACGACGCCCCCGGCCCGGUCCGCUACCGCCGCGCCAUCUGCAUCUUCGAGAUGCCCACGGGAGUGCCCAUCAGGCGCCACUUCAACAGCAACUUCCAAGGUGGUUACAACUUCUACGCGGGCCUGGAAGGGCAUGCGCUCGUCCUGCGCACCACCUCCACCGUGUAUAACUACGACUACAUCUGGGACUUCCUUCUCUACCCAAAUGGGGUGCUGGAGACCAAAGUCCAUGCCACCGGCUACGUCCAUGCCACCUUCUACACGCCCGGCGGGAGGCGAUACGGCAGCCGUAUCCAGGCCCAUGUGCUGGGCAAUGUCCACACUCAUCUGGUGCAUUACAAGAUCGACCUGGAUGUGGCAGGCGCUGGGAACAGUUUCGAGACGCUGGAAAUGGCCCUGGAGAACAUCUCGCUCCCCUGGGACCCGCGCCACCGGCUGGUGCAGCCACACGUGGAGCACCGGCAGCGCCCGCGGGAGCGCCAAGCCGCCUUCCCUUUCGGCAAGCCUCUCCCUCGCUACCUCAUGGUCUACAACCCCCGCCAGCAGAACCGUUGGGGGCACCCGCGCAGCUACCGCAUCCAGCUGGUCUCCCACGCCAACCGGGUGCUGCCACCCAACUGGAAGGAGGAGGCCGGCAUCUCCUGGAGCAGGUACCAAGUAGCCGUGACACGGCGGCGCGACUCCGAGGACACCAGCAGCAGCCUCUACAUCCAGAACGAUCCGUGGCAGCCGAGCGUCUCCUUUGAAAACUUCCUUCGAAACGACGAGCCGCUGGAUGACCAGGACCUGGUGGCCUGGGUGACGGUGGGCUUCCUCCACAUCCCCCACGCCGAGGACGUCCCCAACACGGCCACGCCAGGCAACGUCGUGGGCUUCUUCCUGCGCCCCUUCAACUUCUUCGAUGAGGACCCGUCGGUGGCGUCCCGGCGCACCGUCGUUGCGCGGCCGGUCAAGCCCGGGAGCCCGGAGGGGGCGCUCAUCCAGCGCUGGACCGCCCCAAGCAGCCCCGGCCCCUGCGUCUCCGAGGAGCCCCUCCGCUACAACGGCACCUACCUGCCGGUGUAGCUCUGUCUGUCUCGGGGGGGGGGGGCUUGAGCCAGUGAGAUUCCGGGGGGGGGGCGCUGCUCCCCCCACCCCCACCCCCCAUCCAGGGGAGGCCCAGAGGCCGUCUGGACAUCUGCAGCCUGAAGGCCUGCCCGGAUCCGACAGGGGUGGGCCAGGAUUCGGGGCUCUGCCGUGUCUUGGUGGAAUUUCAUCCACCAAGAGAACAGAAACCAUUUCAUGACCUCUUAACUUGCCUCCCCCCCCCAAAGCAAAACGAAAUGAGCUGGCCGACUCCAGAGGGCAGCCACGUAGGACUGCGUCCAGAAGGUGGCAACCCGGGCACCUGCUGUGCCACAUCGUGUGGAGGUGCCCACAAACAGAGCGCAUUGCCAAGCUGCCUCACCCCUUUGGCCCCGAGGGGCACCCUGCCCGGACUGGUCCCUGCCCCAGGGGCGCACCCGUCCCUAGCGCGGGUGUUUCAUGGGCUCUGUACAAAAGCGCGCUGCACACCUUUCAGGCAUAAAGGUCUGCUCUUGAU
Molecule: messenger RNA, 2823 nt
Organism: Pogona vitticeps (central bearded dragon)
Lineage: Eukaryota; Metazoa; Chordata; Lepidosauria; Squamata; Agamidae
Gene: AOC1
Product: amine oxidase copper containing 1
Biological process (GO): amine metabolic process; response to antibiotic
Cellular component (GO): plasma membrane
Molecular function (GO): primary methylamine oxidase activity; quinone binding; copper ion binding
Source: RefSeq, a predicted model, not a curated record